Ostrea edulis (European flat oyster) is the source of this 895-nucleotide messenger RNA. Its product is annotated as cilia- and flagella-associated protein 68-like. The record is from RefSeq and is a predicted model, not a curated record. NCBI's taxonomy places the organism in Eukaryota, Metazoa, Mollusca, Bivalvia, Ostreida, Ostreidae. The transcript has 3 exons. Gene Ontology annotation, cellular component: nucleus. Bases 74 to 532 code for a protein of 152 amino acids.
AUGAUUAAAGGUCACGACCUCGUUAUAGCAACGGAAGACGCUACGUCAGGUUAUUGUUUACGUUUUUUCUAUAAUGUCGGUGUCUGAUACGGAUCCCCCUUUUCGCGCUAUGGUAAGGGCUAGUGGUCUGGCUGAAGUAUGGACCCACAGCACGGAAAGCAGUAAAUUUGACCAAUUUGGCUGGAGGUGUACGAAUAAGGAAAAUUCGUACUCCAAUGACUCUUUGAUCGGUAACUGGAACGAGGAGAGAUUCGAUAACAAUAUUGCAAAGCAAGCAAAACAGAUCCCAGGACAGCAUGAUCAUUACUUCGAGUCAAGUUACGGAGUCAGUUAUAACAAAUCACCACCAUAUGGAGUUCCUAAAGAAUUAAUUCACUUGAAAGAAAGACAUUCUCAUGCGUUUCCGGGACACCAGCCAGAGAUUGAUAAUGCUAAGCUAAAAUCUAUAUACAACAGCUGGGAGACCACUUCCCGUGCCGCCUAUGUAGAUCCCAAGAUCCGCCGAAAACCUCUACAAGACCCCAUCAGCUAGUUAGAAUAAAUUCAAUGCCCGUUAGGGAAGGUGAAAAGGAAAACAUUAUAAUAUCUUUCAUGUGUUACAAUGUAUGUUUUUCUAAACUAGACUUUACAAAAUAUAAAAAUUUAAUUUUAAUCAUACCAGUAUUACCUAUAAUAGUAUCCGCUCUCCGCAUUCUCCAGUAUUAUUUUUGUAAUGUAUGGUCUGCAUAAUUUCUUGCGCAAGUUGUCAGUUUUUUGCUUUGCUCAAUGUACUGUUUAAUUCUAUUGUACUUUUUUCACGGAUUUUAUUUGUUAUAAUUAGAUAAAUUUAUUUUGACAGAUUUUGCUAUGUACAAUAUAUAUUUGUUAUUAAAUAGAAUAAAAAAUAUUUAAUGUU